This is a messenger RNA of Tauraco erythrolophus (red-crested turaco), 455 nucleotides long. Its product is annotated as testis-specific serine/threonine-protein kinase 4-like. The record is from RefSeq and is a predicted model, not a curated record. Gene Ontology annotation, molecular function: tau-protein kinase activity; ATP binding. Lineage: Eukaryota; Metazoa; Chordata; Aves; Musophagiformes; Musophagidae. Gene Ontology annotation, cellular component: cytoplasm. Gene Ontology annotation, biological process: protein phosphorylation; microtubule cytoskeleton organization; intracellular signal transduction.
AUGGCGGUCUUGAAGGGCUUGUGCUACAAGUACCUCAUCAUGAUAUACCAAGGCAUGGAGAUGAAGACAGGCUUCUACCUUCUUAUGGAGCUGGCCCUCUUGGGGAGCAUCCUGGAGUGGGUGCAGCACCAGAGACCUUGCUCCCAGGGCCAGGUAGGGCUCUGGUUCUCCCAGCUCCUCCUCGCUCUGGUCUACCUGCGCAGCAGGGUCAUUGUCCACACGUCGGUCGUGCUGAGCCAGAGCUUCUGUGGGUCCUACACCUACACCUGCCCCGAGAUCCUGCAGACACAGCCAUACAACCCCUUCCUGGCAGACACCUGUAGUGUCAGUGUCAUCCUCUAUGCCCUGCUCCUGGGCUGCAUGCCCUUCCAUGCCAGCAACCUGCAGUGCCUCCCGCACCAAACCAGUGGCCCCUCAUCUUCCCCUGAAGGCAGCCCCUGCUCCAGGACUGCAAG